This is a messenger RNA of Toxorhynchites rutilus septentrionalis, 492 nucleotides long. RefSeq lists its product as uncharacterized. NCBI's taxonomy places the organism in Eukaryota, Metazoa, Arthropoda, Insecta, Diptera, Culicidae. The record is from RefSeq and is a predicted model, not a curated record. Bases 107 to 463 code for a protein of 118 amino acids. The transcript is spliced from 2 exons.
CAGAAAAGAGCGCUUUCCAAAAUCUUUAAGAAGCUUCAACUGAACGAACGCAUCCUGUGAGCCAUCAUUUCGCUGUGAGAAUCUGACCCACGAAGCACUUGCCAACAUGAAAUCAAUUGUUGCUCUCCUGGCCGCGAUCCUUGUGUUCGCUGCCAGUCUUGCCAGCGCACAGGACAAUGGAGACGCCAACUCGGGGAGAAAAAUCGGUUUGGAAGCAAUCAAACCAAACGAACACGAAGCCCAGGUAGCCUCCAUUCGGCUGGCCACUGCCAUAGAGGCAGCCAAGAGCAGUCCCAAGGAUCCUCAAGCUUUCAUGAAUAUUUUUUACGCGGCUUCGGCAGUGCUCUCGCAAAUGAUUUGGUACCCUCCUAACUGGCAGCUGUUCGAUCAGUUUGAUGCGUUCUUUUACGUCGCCGAGCUGCUGCCCCAGCAGUACCAACUGAAUUACGUUAAACGUGUGUAAAUUAAAAUAAAUUGAUGUUCGGAAAAGGC